This is a messenger RNA of Homalodisca vitripennis (glassy-winged sharpshooter), 756 nucleotides long. RefSeq lists its product as uncharacterized. The record is from RefSeq and is a predicted model, not a curated record. NCBI's taxonomy places the organism in Eukaryota, Metazoa, Arthropoda, Insecta, Hemiptera, Cicadellidae. The transcript has 3 exons. Bases 12 to 449 code for a protein of 145 amino acids.
AAUGUAAAAGUAUGUGGAGCGAAUACAAAGAAUGUGGAACGUCCAGAUGUAUAAAGAAACAGAGCUUCAAUGACGGUGUUGUGAACUGCCCUUUUUUGGAUUGUCCUGACGAGGAUGGUUGUGGCAUCGAUCUCAUAGUUGAUGACUCACUGCCGCCAGGACUGAGGACCAAGGUGACCUUGACGGCAGUCACUAGCAUCUUCUGCUCCUUCUUCCUGUUCUUGGGCUGUAUUUGGUGUUGUCGCUACUUUGAGUUGCUGUGUUGGUCCGCCAACACUCUGCUGGGGCGGGGCAGGCCUCACCCUGUAGAACUGAGCCCCAUGACACCACAAGCUACUGCCCCCCCUGCCCCCUCCCCCACACAGGGCAAGGACCUUCCUCCUGCCUAUGAGACUCUGUUCCCUGACAGAUACAAGGAAAAGAUUCAGAAAUUGGAAGUAAAUUCUUGAAGAUUUAGUGAAGGUGGAGUGUUUUUAUUUUUACAAUUUUAAAUUUAUGAAUCUUUUCAGAAUCUUUUGUUAAAACAUAAAACUAAGUACUGUGAAUCAACUUACUUGAAAUGUAUAUGUAGUAAUUGCGGUUAAAAAAUUAUUGUUUGAAAACUUUCUAAUAAUGUUAUCCAUUGUUUUUUUUUUUAAAUUUCAUUCUAUUCUGUAUUGUGUUGUAUAUUUUGUUUCUGGAGUGCCUUGUUGUGGGCUGGCUGCUAACAUUUUGUGUAUUUAGAGUGCAACAAUAAAGUGACAAAGAAAUCAUAAA